This is a messenger RNA of Exophiala oligosperma, 1776 nucleotides long. RefSeq lists its product as uncharacterized. The coding region runs from base 1 to 1776 and encodes 591 amino acids. Gene Ontology annotation, biological process: proteolysis. The record is from RefSeq and is a predicted model, not a curated record. Gene Ontology annotation, molecular function: dipeptidase activity; cysteine-type exopeptidase activity. The transcript is spliced from 2 exons. NCBI's taxonomy places the organism in Eukaryota, Fungi, Ascomycota, Eurotiomycetes, Chaetothyriales, Herpotrichiellaceae.
AUGUCGUCGCAUUUCGAUCUGUCUGGUCUCAAAGCAUAUUAUGUACUUGUUCAUGGGAUGAGCGGAAUUGCCAUGGCCAUGGACCGAUCCACGGCAGCGUCCUCGGGCGCCCUCUUAUUGUUCUUCGUCUACGUCGCGUCUCUCGCCGUCGUCGUCGAUGCCAGCUACGCAUUCUACGUGGGCUCUUCUCUCACGGCAUCCGGCGACAUACUCAUCGGCGGCAGCGGCGAGGAAGUGUCUGGUCACUGGCUCCAGAUAUUCCCCGCGGCGGAGCACGCCGCGAACGAGACCAUCACCGUGGGAGUGACCGACGAGGCCGUCCUCCCCGGGCGCCUCAUCACCAUCCCCCAGGUGAGCCACACCCACCGGUACAUCAGCAUGGAGUACUCGGACUACUGGGGCCUGCCGGCUCCUUUGACCAACGGCGGGCUCAACGACCGCGGGGUGGCGGUGCGGGACGUGUGGGCUCCGAACCGGCGAGAGCUGGUCGACAUGACCCCCGACCCCCAGACGGGGGUCAACUACUCCAACCUGGCGAGGCUGGUGAUGGAGCGCGCUCGUUCCGCCCGCCACGCCGUCGAGAUCAUCGGCGAGCUGAUCCGCGAGCACGGCUACGCCACGUACGGAGGCAACACCCACCUCGUGGCCGACCGGGACGAGGCCUGGGUCGUGUGGGAGUUUGCCGGAGGUCGAAAGUUGUGGGCGGCCGAGAGGUUGCGUCCCGACGAGGUCCGGGUCUUGUACCCCGGGUACAUUGGGGAUUUCCCCGUCGACUUCGAGCGGGACCCCGAAAACUACAUGGGCGCGCCGCACCUGGUGACGUUCGCCCAAGAGCAAGGCUGGUGGAGCAGCCGCGCCUCCAAAACGCCGUCCUUGAUCAACCUCGUCGAGGUCUACGGUCUCGCCCAGGACGACACGUCCCCCGUGGGAGGUGGCGUAGGCCGAGUCUCGCACCGGGAAAUGGAAGAGGCCACUCUAGAAAAAGUCCCCGUCACCGAACAGGACCUCAUGUCCCUGGUUCGUGACCCUCGCAUGUCUACCGACGAAGCCGGGUAUGGCCAGGUGGUCCGCCUCCCCAAGGACGGCAACAUGGACCCGGACCUGCGCCGGAUCUGGAUCGCGCCCACCGGUUCCGUCGCCGCGCCGUUUGUCCCGUGGUGGUUGGGCGUGCAGUCGGUCCCGCCCGAGUUUGGCCAGCACCGGUACCUCCUCAAGGAGGCCUCUUCGACCUUUUUGAACCCGGGUUUCCAGCUCCAGGAAGCCUCCCUCUUUGCCGGCCGCCUGUUCAAGCGAGUCCUGUAUUACAUGUGCUCGGCGCCUCGACUGUUCAGACCCCUGGUGCAAGACAUGCUGGUGGGAUUCGAGUCCCAGUCACUGCGAGACGUCGAGUGGGUCGAACGCACCGGGGAGAUUCUCGUUUCUGCCGCUCGGCGAAAAGAAGGAGGAACCGAUGAAGCCGGCAGAGACUUGCUCCACAAGUUGCUCACGCACUACACCCACUCCCGUGCGAGUCACGCUUUGGAGUUGGGUUCCAGCAUCGUGGACGCGCUGGAUGGGUACAUCAAAAUGACCGGCGGGUGGAGGGAUCCGGUAAGCGGCGACAAACGCAUGAACCUGCCCGCCGACGAAGAAGGCAUCAAUUGUUUGUUGCUAGACGAACCCGAUCCAUUCGAUGCGACGACGACGCCUCCUCCUCCUCUGGCAGCGUUACAACAAAAUCAACGACCUCUGACGAGAGCUGCAAAGGCGUUUGAGAGAUUUUUUGGCGGCAGUUGA